AUGGAGGAUUUCAAAGUCCUCAACCUGCUCGGGAAAGGCUCCUUCGCCUGUGUGUACAAAGCAAAGUCUGUGAACACCGGUUUAGAAGUUGCCAUCAAAAUGAUUGACAAGAAUGCUAUGCACAAGGCAGGCAUGGCCCAGCGUGUCAGCAAUGAAGUGGAGAUCCACUGUCGAUUAAAACAUCCCUCAAUUCUUGAGCUUUACAGUUACUUUGAAGAUAGUAACUAUGUGUACCUCGUUCUUGAGAUGUGCCACAAUGGAGAGAUGAGUCAAUGCUUGAAGAACAGAAAGAAACCCUUCACAGAGGACGAAGCAAGGCACUUUAUGCGUCAGAUAGUGAAGGGCUUGUUGUACCUGCACACCCACGGCAUCAUGCACAGGGACCUGACCCUGUCCAACCUGCUCCUCACAAGCAGUAUGAAUGUCAAAAUUGCGGACUUUGGUCUGGCCACUCAGCUGAAGCUCCCUUCCGAGAAGCACUUCACCAUGUGUGGGACCCCUAACUACAUCUCCCCGGAGGUGGCUACUCGAAGUGCCCAUGGGCUUGAGUCAGACGUCUGGUCUAUUGGCUGCAUGUUCUAUGCCUUUUUAAUGGGCCGUCCACCAUUUGACACCGACACCGUCAAGCACACCCUGAACAGGGUUGUCUUGGGCGAGUAUGAAAUGCCGACCCACAUCUCCCAGGAGGCCCAGGAUCUUAUCCAACUGCUGCUGCGCAAGAACCCAGCGGAGCGUCCCAGCCUUUCCGCAGUGCUGGACCACCCCUUCAUGACGGGUCAUUUCUCAGUAAGGGGCACAGAUCUUGGGGGUCUAGAAAGGUCUGUAGACAGCGGCAUUGCCACUGUUUCUGCAUUGUCCACCAACACCACCAGGAGCAGCAGCUUCUUCCACAAGAAGGCUCGACACGUGAUUAAGUCAACAUUGCCUAAUCGUAUCGUGCCUCCAGCUAACCUGGCCCUGCAGCACAUUGACUUGGCCUCUGAGGACAGAGGGUGGCAGCAAGAAUCCAAUGCCCCCGUGACAUGGAUCAGACCAACGGCAACACAGGGGAGUGACAGUGGGAAGUCUCACUCUCGCUGUCUGCGAAGGGUUCACUCAUCUGAUCAGCUAAACUCCUAUGUAAACACACUCCCGGCUGUGGGUAGCAGGGGUCUUGAGAGAUGCUACUCAGCAGAGGCCUUGCCAGAGACUUGCAGCAGCUCAUCUCCAGAGCCCAAAUAUCAGACCUCACUCCCAGUCAAAGUGACAUCCACUUCCAAAUGUUGUGCACCUGCGCACCAGCUACUGUCGCUCACCCAUCAGGGUUCAGAGGGAUCUCCAUGCUGGAUUACUGAAGGUUCCUUCCACAACUCCACAGACACAAGCCCUCACAUGGCCAACAGCAGCUGCCGCGGUGACCAGGAGGCCCAGGCCCAGCUCCGAUCCCAACCCAGAGCCUGUGUUCCUGCCACCCAAAGCAGCAGUUGCCAGCCUCCACCUAAAGAUGAUCUGCUUCCACAAAGAGAGACAAGUGCUGUCCAGCAGAAACAGCUGGUCAGGAACAUGUUGCCACCUCUGUCUUCAGGUAGACUGAAGCCCAUAAGACAAAAAACAAAGAAUGCUGUGGUGAGCAUCCUUGAAACAGGUGAGGUGUGCAUGGAGCUUCUCAAGGGCCAGGGCUCUCAGGAGCGGGUCAAAGAGGUGCUCCGCAUCUCCAGCGAUGGGUCCAUGGUAACAAUCUACCAGCCGGGUGAAGGAAAGGCGCCCCCUGUGCUGGAUUGCCCCCCAAGUCCGCCUGAGGACAUUUUCAUCUGCAGUUACGAGGACCUACCAGAGAAAUACUGGAAGAAGUACCAUUAUGCCUCCAAGUUUGUUCAGCUAGUCAAAUCAAAGACACCGAAAGUGACCCUUUAUACAAAAUAUGCCAAAUGUAUGCUGAUGGAGAAUUCCCCAAAUGCAGAUGUGGAAAUGAGCUUCUAUGAUGGAACAAAGAUACACAGGUCUGCAGAACUUGUGCGAAUUGUCGAGAAGACAGGGAAGUCAUUCACAGUGAAGGGUGAGGUGGGGCUGUCUGGCUUAAGUCCUGAGACCAAGGCCUACAUGGAACAAUUCAGCGAGGGACACCACAUGUGCCUGGCUUUGGAGGCAGCAGUCUCUGCUGAGGAGCAGCGCAGUUCAAGGACUACACCCUUCUUUCCCAUCACCAUUGGCAGGAGGCCCACCAAUGCUGGCUUCCCAAACCCCACCUCUCAGAGCAUACAAGCUGGCAGGUCGUCUCAUGUUCCAGCUGAAGGUCCAACCAAGAUGACCCCCAUCAGCCCUUCGAUGAUCUCAUGCGAUAGUUCAGACUUCACCUCUGGCAACUUGACCAAGAGCUGCACUCCAGUAUCCUCUAACCAGGACUCUUCAGAUCUGGCAGGGAAAGUUUUAAAGUCUGUCUUUGUUCCAAAAAUUGGCUGGGCCUCCCAGCUUACCAGUGGAGAGGUCUGGGUGCAGUUCAACGAUGGUUCUCAACUGGUAGUGCAGGCAGGGGUUUCCUCCAUCAGCUACACCUCUCCUGAAGGACACACCACCAGGUACAAGGAGAACGAGAAGUUGCCACAGCAUGUCAAAGAGAAACUGCACUGCUUGUCAUCCAUUCUAGGGCUCUUAGCUUGUCCUGCUGGACAGCACUAA
Molecule: messenger RNA, 2655 nt
Organism: Scleropages formosus (Asian bonytongue)
Lineage: Eukaryota; Metazoa; Chordata; Actinopteri; Osteoglossiformes; Osteoglossidae
Gene: plk4
Product: polo-like kinase 4 (Drosophila)
Exons: 16
Coding region: 1-2655 (884 amino acids)
Biological process (GO): protein phosphorylation
Cellular component (GO): nucleus
Molecular function (GO): protein kinase activity; protein binding; ATP binding
Source: RefSeq, a predicted model, not a curated record